Phytophthora nicotianae INRA-310 is the source of this 1247-nucleotide messenger RNA. RefSeq lists its product as hypothetical. Lineage: Eukaryota; Oomycota; Peronosporomycetes; Peronosporales; Peronosporaceae. Gene Ontology annotation, molecular function: oxidoreductase activity, acting on the CH-OH group of donors, NAD or NADP as acceptor; zinc ion binding. The transcript has a single exon. The coding region runs from base 133 to 1194 and encodes 353 amino acids. The record is from RefSeq and is a predicted model, not a curated record.
CAUGGUUGAGGAAUCGGCAGUAGCUCUCAGCACAAUGCAGCACGCCAGUAGGCUAGGGUCGGUCGUCAGUUAGCUCAUUUGCGAAUUCACUCUCAACCAAGCACCAUCAAGCUACUUCUUCCGCUACCAGACAUGUCUGCUGCUCCGAGAACUUUCAACGGUUACGCUGCCUUCGAUAAGACCGGCGAGUGCAAGCCCUGGCAGUUCGAGCCGCGCCCACUCGGUGCCGAGGACGUCGAGAUCAAGGUCACUCACUGCGGUAUCUGCGGCUCCGACGUACAUACCGUUGACAGCGGAUGGGGCCCCACGCCGUACCCGUGCGUCGCUGGACACGAGAUUGUUGGCAACGUCGUUCCAGUCGGUCUGAGUGUCAAGAGCCUCGCCGUUGGUGACCGCGUCGGUGUUGGUGCGCAGGCAUGGGCGUGUCUAAACCGCGAUCCGAAUGAUCACUGCCGCGACUGCGCUGACGGCGAGGACGCCGUGUGCGAUCAGGGCGUUUUCACUAUCAACGCCGCCUACAAGGACGGCUCCCGUCAACAGGGCGGCUUCGCGGACUUCAUCCGCGUGGACAACAACUACGCCUUCAAGAUUCCAGACGCUCUGCCGUCGGACGCCGCCGCUCCGCUCAUGUGCGCUGGUGCGACGGUGUUCACGCCGCUGAAGCAAGAGGGCGUUAAGGCGGGUGACCGCGUGGGUGUGAUCGGCAUCGGUGGUCUAGGCCACAUCGCCAUCCAGUUCAUCCGUGCACUGGGUGCCGUCCCCGUCGCCUUCUCUCGUUCGUCGAAGAAGGAGAAGGAGAUCCGUUCUCUAGGAGCCGAAGAGUUUUACGACUUGAGCAACCUGGAGCACCAGAAGAAAGCUGCUGGGAGCGUCGACUUCCUCCUGCUUACCGCUGAUGCCAAGGACAUGCCGUACGAUCUGUACCUGAGCCUGGUUCGCAAGCGCGGCACGUUCAUCAUGGUGGGUCUUCCUCCUGAUCAGGUCAAGAUCACGCCGUGGUUCCUGGUUCCUCGUGCUACCCGUGUACGAGGCAGCGCUAUCGGCAGCAUCCAGGACAUCAAGGACAUGCUUAACGUGGCGGCGAAGAACAACGUGCGGCCGAUCAUCGAGAAGAUGCCGAUGAGCGAGGUGAACAAGGGGCUGGACAAGGUUCGUGACGGCAGCGUCCGCUACCGCGUCGUGCUCGAGAACUAGGCAGGCAUCUACUGGUCGGGAUCUACAGAAAAUAAAGACACUGAUCAUUGAAU